Messenger RNA from Lineus longissimus, 1646 nucleotides. Its product is annotated as ethanolamine-phosphate phospho-lyase-like. Bases 140 to 1474 code for a protein of 444 amino acids. Gene Ontology annotation, molecular function: pyridoxal phosphate binding; transaminase activity. NCBI's taxonomy places the organism in Eukaryota, Metazoa, Nemertea, Pilidiophora, Heteronemertea, Lineidae. The record is from RefSeq and is a predicted model, not a curated record. The transcript has 11 exons.
GCCACAUGCCUACAUGUAUAUAGGUAAUAGGCCGAUCGAAACAGCUUGUCCGUGCAAAUAGGAAGGCCUGUAUGAAUAUAAUCGCAAUAUAUUAACUGGCUAUUUUUCUAACAGAACGGCAGGCAACAUCGUCUAAAACAUGGAAUCGCUCUCUAAAGAAGAAUGUCGGCAGCUCAGGGAGAAACAUGUCGGGGAGUCUCUCAACUGUCACAUGUGGUACCGCCAUGAUCCCCUCAGGAUAGUCAGAGCAUCUGGACAGUACAUGUUUGAUGAAAAUGGUACAAGAUAUCUGGACUGCAUCAACAAUGUUAGCCAUGUUGGUCAUUGCCACCCAGGUGUGGUCCAAGCCGGAAUAAAACAGAUGCCAGUCCUGAACACCAAUCACAGGUUUCUCUAUGACGAGCUACCGACGUAUGCAAAGAGACUAGUCGCCACCAUGCCAGAAAAACUGACUGCCUGCUUUCUAGUAAAUUCGGGGUCUGAAGCAAACGACCUGGCCAUUCGACUGGCAAGGAAGGUGACCAAGAGGUUUGACCUUGCAGUAUUAAACAAUGCCUACCAUGGACAAACCUUCGUACUUAACGAAUUGAGACCAAAAGAUCGCAGAGACAACAAGGAGGACAUUCCUCAUGUUCAUAUGAUUCCUAGUCCAGAUGUCUAUCGGGGAAAGUAUCGCAAUUGUGACUACACUGAAGAGGAAUUGGCUGAGAAGUAUGCUGGAGAAGUGGAAGAAACUUUCAAACGUGCGCACGAACAGGGAAGAGACAUUGCUGGAUUCCUCAUCGAGUCCAUCCAGUGUGUCGGCGGACAGUUGGUCCCUCCAAAGGGGUUCCUUACCAAAGCUUACAAUAUCACCAAGAAAUAUGGUGCUCUUUUCAUAGCGGAUGAGGUACAGAGUGGUUUUGGUCGAAUUGGGGAGCAUUGGUGGGCGUUCCAGAUUGAUGGGGAAGGUGUUACGCCUGAUAUUGUGACAAUGGGUAAACCAAUGGGUAAUGGCCAUCCAGUGGCAGGACUGGUGACCACACAGGAGAUUGGAGGUGCUCUGUCUGAAGGACGGGCAUACUUCACCACGUUUGGGGGCAACCCAGUGUCCUGCGCUAUCGGCCUUGCAGUCAUGGAUGCCAUUGAGAAAGAAAAGCUCAUGGAACAUGCAACAACACUUGGAGCUUAUUUCAAGGGUAGACUACAAGAUCUACAGAAGAAACAACCCAUCAUUGGUGACAUAAGAGGUAUGGGGCUCAUGGUUGGGGUAGACCUAGUAAAGGACCAGACAACACGAGAACCUGCCACUGAGGAAGCCAAGCAAAUAGUCAACAGGUUGUAUGAAGAGAAGAUAAUAUUCAGCCGAGAUGGAGAACAUGAGAACGUGCUGAAAUUCAAACCACCCAUGUGUAUCACACAAGAAGACAUCGACUACAUUAUCAACAAAUUUGACAUGAUCUUCUCCGAGAUUACAUCUUCAUGGACCAACUAGAGAUGCAUCAACUCUUGUUGAAAAAAUCUUGUUGACAGGCUGGAGUCUCACUCAGAGUAGAGGAGGGAUAAAAGAAGACAGAAAUUUGUGUUGAAUCUGAUAUUUUAUUCAGAUUGAGAUCACAGACACUGCCAUAAUCGAAGCGAUUAAAAAUAAAAACUUAACAAAAUAA